UAUCUAUACUAACCAAAAUACUUCCCUACUCUGUCGCCGGCGAAAGUAAACAGAAAAAGUUAAAACAAAAAGCAAUAAUAUCUUUACUCCAAUUAUAUUUACAAAAAACGCGAAAUUAAUUAUGAAUGAAAAACUUCUAUUGUCAACCGUUGAAACUUUGGCAUGCAAACAACAAGUUGUGCGGGCUGUUCGGUUCAACGUCGACGGAGCUUAUUGCCUAACUUGUGGUGCUGAUAAAAAAAUUAAACUAUGGAAUCCUUACAACAAUUUAUUACUGAAAACCUAUGGCGGACAUGCAAAUGAGGUAUUAGACGCGGUCGGUUCAUGCGACAGUAGCCAUAUUAUAUCAGGUAGCGCAGAUAAAUCUGUUAUAUUAUGGGAUGUGACUACAGGGCAGCCCCUGAGGAGAUAUCGAGGUCAUGCGAGUUCUGUAACAUGCAUUAAAUACAAUGAAGAGUCCACAAUGGCUAUUUCUGGAUCCAUAGACAACACAGUUUGUUUCUGGGAUGUUAUGAGCAGAAGGCAAGAGCCCGUUCAGAUUUUAAAAGAUGCUAAAGACACUAUAACCUCUUUGCAGGUAACAGAUCAUGAAGUUUUGACUUCAUCUGUAGACUGCCAUACACGUUUAUACGAUUUGAGGGUAGGGAAGAUGUUUUCUGACUAUAUCGGACAUGUAGUUACAUUUGCAAGCCUAACUCAUGAUGGACAGUGUUAUAUUUUAAGUUGUGCCGAUAGUACAAUUAAAUUGUUUGAUAAGGAUUCUGGAGAGCUAUUAAAUACUUUCACUGGUCACGAAAGUAAAGAUUAUUUGUUAGAAAAUGCAGUGAAUGAAAAGGAUAGUCAUAUAAUAUCUGGUUCAGCAUCAGGAGAAGUGUUUUAUUGGGACUUAGUUUCAAGUACUUGUACACAGAAAUUAGUCCAUAAUAAGAAUAAGCCUAUUGUAUCCUUAAGCCAUCAUCCAACGGAUAAUUAUCUGUUAACAGCCAGUGAAGACGAAGUCAAACUUUGGGGUGCUCCCAAAAUGGAAGAAUAAAUAAAUUUAAUAAUUUUUUUACAA
Pararge aegeria (speckled wood butterfly) is the source of this 1057-nucleotide messenger RNA. Its product is annotated as WD repeat domain-containing protein 83. The transcript has a single exon. Bases 122 to 1033 code for a protein of 303 amino acids. Lineage: Eukaryota; Metazoa; Arthropoda; Insecta; Lepidoptera; Nymphalidae. The record is from RefSeq and is a predicted model, not a curated record. Gene Ontology annotation, cellular component: catalytic step 2 spliceosome. Gene Ontology annotation, biological process: mRNA splicing, via spliceosome. Gene Ontology annotation, molecular function: protein binding.